Camellia sinensis is the source of this 880-nucleotide messenger RNA. Lineage: Eukaryota; Viridiplantae; Streptophyta; Magnoliopsida; Ericales; Theaceae. The record is from RefSeq and is a predicted model, not a curated record.
UAGUAGUAGUUUCUGAACUCCCUCUUCUACCUCUUUUGAUCAGAGAGAGAUCUAAAGCCAAAGUUCAAAGUCUGUAGAUUUGUAUCACUCACUCUCUGUCUCUCUGUGCUCCCUUUGCUCUGCCAUUCUGUUCAAUCUUUUGAAGGUCUUCUUUUAGCAGUUCCACCGAAACUUUUUUAUGUGAACUUUACACAUUACAUUAAUUGGCUUUUGAAUCAUUUUUCUGGUAGGUUUUUACUAUAAAUCUUGAUUUUGUUACAGAUGGAUCAUAUGGAUAUGGAACAUGAAGUGAAGAUGGCAACAAACAAUGAAGACGAAGCCGCUGGUGCUGCAACAAAAUGAUUUCCUUGUUUAUUUUGUUCAAGAAAGUUUCACAGUUCACAAGCAUUGGGAGGACAUCAAAAUGCUCACAAGAAAGAGAGAAGUGCAGCUAGAAAGGCUAAAAGAGCUUCUGAGUAUGCAAUGACCAACUCCAACUCCUCCUCCUCCUCCUCCUCAGAGCUAGUUUUUGCUCCCGACGGCCUUUUCCGUCCUUCGAUGUAUAUUCGUGCUCAUGCAGCCGGCCUAGGUUCAUUUUCAGGCCAACAAUUGUCGUCGGAUGGGUUUGGAUCAAAUGGUGCAGCUCGGUUUGAGAAUGUAAUGUUGUACCGAAGAGGCAACUAUAUGAACUACUAUUAUUCAUAUGGUGGUCAAUUUGACGAAGACAAUUGCCGGAACUUGUGGCAGAGUAGUGGUAGUAACAGUAGUAGUAGGCGAUGCAAAGGACGACUCUCCCAACAUCUAUCCACAAACAAUGAGAAUCAUCAAGUUGAGACUGGGCUUAGCGACAACAACAAUCAAAACCUAGAUUUGUCUCUCCAUUUAUGAAAGAGUAGUGUUA